Molecule: messenger RNA, 4861 nt
Organism: Odontomachus brunneus
Lineage: Eukaryota; Metazoa; Arthropoda; Insecta; Hymenoptera; Formicidae
Exons: 3
Coding region: 591-1037 (148 amino acids)
Source: RefSeq, a predicted model, not a curated record
CUUCUUUGUAUCGAUCGGUGCUGAUGCGUGAACAUACUAGCGAUGUACAUACUACGUUUGCUCUAUCGAUUAUUUCGUGCUUGUCCGGCUCGCGGUCAAUGAUAGCAUUAGUCGGACACGAAGUCCACCGUUGAGCAACGCCCUUUUAAGACGCCUGGUUGUGCCUCUCGAAGUCCGCUGCACGUCAAGCGAACAGAAGUGACGCCGUCGUCCAAAGAGAGACGUUACUGCAAUAUAAUUCGUACCCGAUACAUCGUGACGACGUGGUGUCGCGAUAUCAAUUCGGUGAGUAAAACACAGAUAUCAGCCGAGGGGGAAGCCGACGAAACGCGCUCCCGAAAAUCGCUCAUCGUCCUUUCUCUCUCUCUUUUUUCUUUUUUAGAUCAUCAUUCAUUUUAGAUCUUUUUUAGAUCACUCCCGAUCGACACAAUGUUCCCUCAUCGACCCGUUGUCGCCGGUUACUCUCUAGCUCGUUGAACACACUCGAACACUUUGUUAUGGAAACAUGAACGGUCACACAGAACGGAUGAAUCUUUAAUUAUCCUACAUGCAACGGGCAUGGGGAUUAUGCGAGGCAGGCUACGAUAGAUAUGGCACGUCUCUAUUACGAGUGUAACUUGGAAUUGAAAAACGAGAGCACGAUCGUCAGGCCGUACGCAUGUACUCCUGAGAGAUAUUGCCUAUAUUGCUGUUGUAAUUCGCAGUGUUGCUUCGUGGUGCAACGACGGCCUCCACGUCACCUCUGGGAAACCUGGUACUUUUGGCUCGGCAUUGCUUUAGUCACUGUUUUUGUCAUUUCUUCGGUGAGCAGCUACGUAGUCAGUAAUUACAGACAUAACAUUCAAGGUGUUCCAUUCCGUCAUAAUCCACAUGUCAACGCUAACAUACGGAAUGACCAAUUUAAUCAGCCGGCGGCUAAUCAGAAUCAAAUAUCUAUAAGUAUAAUUCCCUCGACGGGGACGUUGUCGUCGCAGAGAAAAACGCUGGUGAUCGGCGCGCAGCCGGGCGUCACGCAUAUGACACCCGUCGUUGCGUAACGGAACGCCACUCUUCGUCGCCGAUGCGUCGCGAGACCGGGAACCGGAAAAAGCGUUCCAGUGGCUUGUAUUUCAGGGCUUCUACACGAUAAUAUACUCCAUGGGCACGCACAUCUCGACGUUACGUCGUUCCCUCGUCUCCGUUCACCGGCGCGGGAGCGUCAUUACAGAACACUUAACUCGAAUACACCUCUUUACUCUUUGCGCUUACGCGUAAUAGCUGGUAGCAGUUUGGGAUGCGUCACGAACACGUGAGGAAUAGAUGAGGAGAAUGAGAACGUCGCGAGGAUCUCCGCGGAUCCUCCUGAGAUGUCGCGAGAUCGCGACUCGGAUUGAGAGCAACGAUUCUUCGCCGACAAAUCUGCGACUCUCUCAGGUCGCAUGAAAUAAUUUCUCACACCGUGUAUUCGCGACAUAUAUCUAAUAUUCUAUGUGUAUGUAUGUAUGUAUGUAAAAAAGUUGAAAGUUGUAUCGAAGUGACGCCACUUUUGUCACAAUAUUCCGACAAAUGUCAAAGUUCGUUUUCAAAUGUCUCACUUUGCAUACGUUCGUAAGCGGUAAAAAGAAUAGCGCGACUGAGGAAUAAUAAGAAACAUGGAAAAAUUGCCUCGCGAUAUUUUCCGGUCACGGAUCAGUGAAGCUAAAGUAGCGUAAAGCGACGAGAAUACACUCACGAUUCGACGAGCAGCUCAGCUGAGCUGAAAUCGCGGCGAUUUUUCCCUCACGUCAAUUAGGGAGGUCAAUCGAUUACCGUGAUUAUCUUUUCAUUACUCUCGCUGCGAAAGUAGCGCGAUAUUCCAGCCGAUCGCUUAUUCGCGUCGUCUACGAUAAUCUGCCGAUCGAAAUCGCGCGCGCGCGCGCGAGAUGCAAGACGUCCGACGCUUGACCGUUGUGUAUGCGUGUGUGCUUAUGCAUACAUGUGUGUGAGGUAGCGACGAUCUUUCCUGAAGCCAUUACGUGAGAAUUACAGGCCUCGGCCGGUUCGUCGCGUCUCAGCAGUGAUUUCGCCCGGCUUUGAUCGAUUUAAACGAUUAACGCGUAUUCUUUCGGACAGCAUCUCACCGGCCGUCCCGAGCGUCGUGUGCGUACAUACACUGAGAAAAAAAUGUUUGCUACUUGUAACUACGCAUGAUCGCACACACAGAGAAACAAUUAUUAUAAAUUAUGAUCAAAGUGAAUUGUUUCUUUUUUGUUAAAGAUUCCACUGUAAUGUUAGCGACAUACUAAUCUUGCGUGCGUGUCACUUUACUACCAGUUUCGCGUUAGUGCAGCCGAAAGAUACGGUCGUGGAGCCAGAAGUGACUGUAACUUUAGUUUUAGAUGAAGCGUCUUUUUCUCUCAAUGUAUGCGCGAUGACGAUAUCCAGGAGAGCGACACGGCCUCCAGCCGCUGCUCCCCUCGGUGCGCGUUUCCCCACGUCGCGCAAGCAACCUGCUCGGAACCCGUUCUCGGCGUCGGUCCGCGACUGGGCGCAACUCUCGUCGACAAUUAAGAAGACGCACCGGUGCGUGAUCGUGCCCGAACGCGCCGACGGGAGUAAGAGUCCAGAAGCUAAUUAAAAGGGACGCUCCCGCUCUCGGAGAAAUGGCCCGCUUCCCCCGCGAGCGGUUCCCCGCGUCCUCCGAGUUCCCUCGCUCCUCUCCGCCGAGCAGUCUUUUGCCGUCCUCCCAGCGCUGUAGCAAAUUAACGACUAAUUAAAAUAAUGAUUCUGCGUUAUUAACACGACACCACUUUAUUUAUUUCUCGGGUGCUCGAACAUUGCCUCUCGCUUGGCGUUCUUAUUGUCGUGCACAUCAAUCGAGAUCGUCGGAAGAUUUGCACACGUCGCAUUCGUUUUCGCGUUUGAUUUUCUUCUCUUCUCUUUUUCCGAGCGUCUUUUUUUCUUUUAGGAUCUUUACAACCUCUCUUGGUGAGCUAAUAGUUAACUCAUACGUCCUUCUCUGUUUCUCCUUCCAAUUAGACAAAGAUAAACAUAUGAUUUAACUAUUAGCUUACCAAGAGGUUGGAACAAUCGGUCCUUAGAGAAAAGUAAGCAAGACAAAAAUCUGAUUGGACAAAUUCUUUUAAAUUUUAUUAGAAAAAGAAAAAAGGCAUCGUUCAAAUUUUUUUUAAACAAAAUUUUACUUGACCCCACACAGUGGGAUCACUGACUGCUUCGAUGCUUUCUUGAAAACUAAAAAUUAGAAGAAAUAAAAAUUUAGAAGAAUUGGUCGAACCAGUUUUUUGUUCGUCAGAAUUAUCAGGAUUUUCUUAACAGAUGGUAGUAUCCCUAACAAAUAUCCAGGAGACGUCCUGAGAACGUCCUGGGGACAUUUCUACAUCCUCAAGACAUCUGUAGGACGUCCCCAUUUUGUGCUGUAUGGGAUCUUUUUCGUACUACGUGUCCAACGUCCCUCGAAUUCUCGCUCAUUGUCGCAACCUGCAAUGUAAGAAUUGCGAAAUUCGCCGCGCAAGUCGCGCAAGUUAGGCGACACAGCGCGAAAAGAACGAGCGGCUGAACGGUCGAUUAAUACACUUCGGCAAAUUGCCCAUACGUGAAAGACAUCCCUGUUGGCCCGGCGAGAGCCUUUUUACUCGCGGACACUCGAUCCGUCCGUGCAACAAGAAGCAGCCGCAGAACAGCCGACGCGACCUCGUUAAAUUGUAACCGAGUGUCAUUCCGAUAACCCAACUCGGCUUUUACUGUCUCUCGACGGAGAGGCCGAUAAAGAAAUGUGCAACGAGCGGGGGCUCUGGUUAAUGUUGCAUGCACAGGAAACCAAGCGAGGAAUUCGACUCCCGUCUGCUGCGUUUCAACAGCUAAUGUCUGCGCGCCGCGAUUGAGUCAUUGAGCGUCGAUCAAAUGGAAAAAAAAAAAUGCGCAGUUCCCCCCGGCGAAGGUCUGAUUUCCUGUGUGACAACCAUGUCAGCCUGUCUAUCCACCUCUUGAAACUGCAGGCAGCGAAAUAGCAGCGAGCGAGAACUCUGAAAAAAAAAAUAUCUGAGUAUCAUGAGAGCCUGUUUUAUUUAAAAUGUUUCCCAGAACGAGUGAACAGAGUUCACUCAAGGCGACAGUACUGUCGUUCGGAGUCGUAAGAGUGAAAGUUUCAGCUUUGAGUGGUCCCACUCCGUACAAACGGAUAAUUUAAUCAAUUAGAGUAAGCCUGUUACUGUGACAGUGGAGCACACAUCGAUGAAAAAUUAACUCGGUCGAAUCUUUUUCACAGUGAUUUUAACUCAAUGAAAUUGACACGUCGCCACUAGCGUCGCACAUGUGUGACGCUGAGAGAAGAACGCUUGAAAAUAUAUUUUUGGCAUGAAAGCUUGUUACGCGAAAAUAAAUUUUAUUUUACAAAAAUAAACUUCGUUUCAUCAAAAUAUAAAUUUUACGUGCCACAAGUAAAUUUUUAAGCGUUUUUUUUCGGUGCACCGAUCUCUCACUUCAAGCUCAUCUCUGAUUCAAAUUUUCAAUUGACAUGUUUGCUACUAACAUGCGUAAUAUAACUUAAAUUUUUCUCCGUACAUUCACAUAUAAACAGACUCUUUUGCAUAAUUAUAUGAAAAUAAAUAUAAUGUAGCUUGUAGAGAGAAUUCCGUAAGUGGUAGCGAACGUGUUAACUCCGUCUAAUUUCACAGUGUGAUUUUGACUCUGUAAAAUUAAUUCAGUUUAAUUUCACGGCGAAGAUAUCAACUCGACGGCUCUGAAUGGAGAAUUCGCUUCAUAUGGGUGAAAAAUCGUUCGAAUUCAACUAGAGUUUCGCGUCACUCCACACUGAGGGAAAAAUAUAUGAUACUUGGAACUAUAAUGGCAUAGUAAAAAAAUUAUAAUUAUGAAUAUUAUUUUU